This is a messenger RNA of Mytilus trossulus (common blue mussel), 1036 nucleotides long. RefSeq names its product ras-related protein Rap-2a-like. The record is from RefSeq and is a predicted model, not a curated record. The coding region runs from base 41 to 1036 and encodes 331 amino acids. Gene Ontology annotation, molecular function: GTP binding; GTPase activity. Lineage: Eukaryota; Metazoa; Mollusca; Bivalvia; Mytilida; Mytilidae. The transcript has a single exon.
ACUUCUUUCAUCAUAGAAAAUAAAUCAGUUAAUUUUUUAAAUGUCGGAACUACAGUCUAGAUCUCAAAUAGCCGUUCUUGGUCUAGGAAGAGUUGGAAAAAGCUCAAUACUGCAACAAUAUUUGAAGGGAAGAUUUUCGAGUGCAUACAACGAGACAGUUGAAGAUAUUUAUCCUCAACCAUAUGAUAUUAAUGGAAAGCGAAGAUUUGUUGACUUUAUUGACACUGCCGGAAACAUAUAUUUCCCUGCAAUGCGUAAAAUAUACAUUUCGAAGGCCGGAUUCAUUCUAGUUUACUCAAUCUGCGAUAGCAGGUCAUUUGAAGAGGUACAAAAACUGUGGAAUGAAAUAAAGUCUGCGAGGGAAAAUAAUUUAAGCAUACCUGUUGUAAUUGUUGGUAAUAAACUAGACGAAGAAAAUAAUAGACAGGUUGAAACCUUUGCUGCAUUAGAAUGGGCUUACAGGGAGAACCUUGGUGGAUGCUUUAUAGAGGUUUCUGCCAAAGAUAAUAACGCAGUCAAAGAAGUUUUUGACAUGCUAUUGGAACAGUUGGGAAAUAGGAGAGCUGAACAACCUGAAACAUUCAGAAUACGAUCUACCAGUUUCACAAGAAAGGAAGAUGCAUUUGCAGAUAAAUGUCGCAAUAACGGUAAACAGAAAAAGAAUAAGAAGAUGGUGUCAUAUGAAAAAGUUCAAUGUUCAAGCAAAGGUUUCCAAGAUAACGUUUUUGACGAUUUUAAGGAAUCUACAAUUUACCGAGUCCAAAGAAAACAAAUGGAACUGUGUAGAUCUAUGAGCGAUAGCGAUGCUUUACAAAAACCGAAUCGUAGUGGAAGACAGUUUUCACGCAGCAUAAGUAUGCCCGAUGAAAAAUCAAAAAGCGGGUACCAGGGAUGGAACAGAGUUCAUAGACUUAUGAAAAAAUUGUUUCGACGUUCAGAUUCCAUGGAAACCGACUCAUCACGUGUUCAAAAGACGGAAGGUCACACUGUCAUGUUGUUGCAUAGUAAAUUACCAGAAAAUGGAACACGAAGUUAA